AUGUUCUUCGGUGGUUUCCCAGGUGGUGACUUCCCUGGCAUGGGAGGAAAGGGUGGCGAUGCAGGUGGGUCCAAGAACGUCGACACAACCAAGUUCUACAAGCUUCUUGAGGUCGAGAAAGGCGCCAGCGAAGCAGACAUCAAGAGGGCCUACAGAAGGCUUGCCGUCAAGCACCACCCUGACAAAGGUGGCGACCCGGAGAAGUUCAAAGAGAUCACGCGGGCCUAUGAGGUGCUCGGUGACUCUGAAAAACGCGCUCGGUACGACCGCUAUGGCGAGGAGGGUCUUCAGAGCGAUCCAAGUGAGCCCACGGACAUCUUCGAUGCUUUCUUCGGGCCCAGGAGCAGCAACGGAGGCCGCAAGCGCCAGAAGACCAAGGACGUCGUCCAGAACCUUCAGGUCACCCUGGAGCAGAUGUACAUGGGCAGCACUAAGAAGAUGGCCAUCACCCGCAAGGUCAUCGACAAAAAGCGGGGCGUCCAGGAGUGUCGCGAGUGCAGUGGACGUGGUGUAAAGGUCGAGACGGUUCGCAUGGGGCCCAUGAUCCAGCAGAUGCAGUCUUCGUGCAAAUCCUGUGGCGGACAGGGCAAAAGCUUCUCCACCACUCAGGACAGGGAGGUUUUGGAGGUGCAUGUGCAGAAAGGUGCUCCUGAUGGCCACAAGGUUGUCUUCAGGGAGAUGGCAGACGAGCACCCAGAGGCAGACACUGGGGAUGUCAUCUUCGUGUUGAAGCAGCAGGAGCAUCCUCAAUUCAAGCGGAAGGGUGCAGACCUCUACGUGGAGCGUUCUAUCUCUCUGGUGGAGGCCUUGUGCGGUUUCCAGAUUGAGCUUACGCACCUUGAUGGUCGCAAAUUGCUCAUUCGUACGAAGCCAGGUGAGAUCGUGAAGCCAAUGGCUCAGGGCUUCCAUCCGCUGGCCACAGAGGAUGGUAAGACAGAUUGGGAAGUCAUCGCGGAUGCGGACUGCCCCUCACUGGAAACUGUCGCAACGGCGAAGACCAACGACGUAGACACCAUCAAGAAGGCAUGCGAGACAGAACUCAAACGCAAAGGCAUCGACGUGGGAUGCUUUGUCGUGGACGGUGAGCAAGCCUUCAUCAAACAGUGCACCCGUGAUGAAGCGCUGGCAGCCAAGAAGACCCGUCGAGGCUGCAGUAUGUACGUUCUUCCGGAUCCAGGUGCGUCGAAGCCCUUCCGCAUGAUGAAAGCUGUGAAGGACGAGGGCAUGCCCACCUACAAGAAUCCUUUCGUGCAUGGCAACCUAUUCCUGAUCCUCAAUAUUGAGUUUCCGGACUCGCUGCCUCCACAGAACCAAGCAGCUGUGGCAAAGCUGCUCCCACCUCCUCUGCACAGUCCAAAAUCCUCCGAGGACUCGCCGGACGUGGAAGUUCACACCAUUACCGACAUUGACCCCGUGCAGUCUUUCAACUCCAACAAGGUGAACAUGCAAGGGGGCGGCGAGGCCUAUGACGAGGAGGAGCCCCAUGGACACAAAGCGCAGCAUUUACGCAACACCGAGUGGCUGAAGUACAUAAGUUAA
Molecule: messenger RNA, 1539 nt
Organism: Symbiodinium pilosum
Lineage: Eukaryota; Dinophyceae; Suessiales; Symbiodiniaceae
Source: the annotation of a GenBank genome assembly